UUGCAGUGUAAAUAUAAUAUUUAGAUUUAGUUAGUUUUCCAGCAGUACGCAGGUCAGACGCAGACGGUACGCAGUCAGCUUUACGUUUGCUACUAGGCAGUAUGGCUGACGAUAAUUCAGUCAAAGCUUCGAAGCCUAAGAAAAGUAAAGGCGACAAAAGUCGGAAGGAGUCGGAAAUAGCGCAAGAUGAAAUUAAGAAAUUCAAGGAGAAUCUACUUCAGUCCGCUACAACAGGAGAUACAAUUAUGUCUGAAAAGAACAUCGAACCCGAAGAAUCCCGACGAUAUUCGAUGUGUAGAGCGCGCCAGUCAAUAUGUGUUCCUGACAACGUCUUGGCUGAACUCGAUGAAAAUAAAAUUUUUGAACUGAAAGAGGCAUUUCUCCUGUUCGAUCUGAAUGGUGAUGGAUAUAUUGACCACAACGAUUUAUGCGGAACCCUUAUUAGUCUUGGAGAGCGAGUUGACGAACAAGCCGUUAGAAACAUGCUCGCUGAGGCAUCAAGCCCACUGGAUUUCGACUCCUUUGUCAACCUCCUCGGUUAUAAGACCUUGGAACUCGACUCUGAAGAAACCCUCAUUGCAGCGCUUUCUCGGUGGGACAGUGAGAAUACUGGCUACAUAUCUGAAGACAGAAUUCGUCACGAUUUAAUGACAUGGGGCGAUCGUUUCACUGAAAAGGAAGCUGACUAUGCUUUAGACGGGGCACCGACUAUUCAAAAGGACGGAUACACUUUCAUAGAUUACAAGCAAUUCUGCACCAAGCUCAGCGGACUCAGGAAGCCUAACAAACAUGCUUUAGAAGUUUGAGAGAGUAUUCGGAAUAUGGGCUCGGAAAUACGCAUUACUUUAAUGUUGUUUGCUUUUCACGUUUAUUCUAAACAUUUUGGAAAAAAUUGUGAUUGAAUAAACUUUUUGUAUUUUAA
This is a messenger RNA of Vanessa atalanta (red admiral), 922 nucleotides long. RefSeq names its product myosin regulatory light chain, smooth muscle. Bases 102 to 806 code for a protein of 234 amino acids. The record is from RefSeq and is a predicted model, not a curated record. The transcript is spliced from 6 exons. Gene Ontology annotation, cellular component: myosin II complex; cytoplasm. Gene Ontology annotation, biological process: locomotion; post-embryonic development. NCBI's taxonomy places the organism in Eukaryota, Metazoa, Arthropoda, Insecta, Lepidoptera, Nymphalidae. Gene Ontology annotation, molecular function: calcium ion binding; myosin heavy chain binding.